Messenger RNA from Phragmites australis (common reed), 1769 nucleotides. Its product is annotated as probable WRKY transcription factor 58. The coding region runs from base 105 to 1532 and encodes 475 amino acids. Gene Ontology annotation, molecular function: DNA-binding transcription factor activity; sequence-specific DNA binding. NCBI's taxonomy places the organism in Eukaryota, Viridiplantae, Streptophyta, Magnoliopsida, Poales, Poaceae. Gene Ontology annotation, biological process: regulation of DNA-templated transcription. The transcript has 5 exons. The record is from RefSeq and is a predicted model, not a curated record.
GCGUUUCAUAGGCUGAAGUUGAAAGCGAUAAUGACGUUGUAUAGCGCGUGCAAAACAAAGAAGGGGAAAUCUUCUUCUGCUACCCAAGUUACGGCGGUGUUUGGAUGAGGGGGACUGCUUCCGGCAACCGAAGGCGAGACGGGUUACAGGCUUCGGAGUUCAGACGGACAAUCCUUCAACAGCAGAGCGCACUGCGCUGCAUUGCGUUGCGUAGACGUAGCUCUCUCUCGGUCGGCGGCUGUCCCUGUCGUUGUCACGCUGUCUUCCUCCGCUUGUCCAGAGAAGCAAGAAAGGUCACGACAAUGGACGAUCGGCGGCGCGGCGACGCCAUGCGCCAGCGGCCGUUCACGUCUGCCCAGGAGAGGGUAUUCGACGGCGGAGGCAGCAGCAGCGUCCCCGGGCCGGCGUUUGGCGGUGACUUUGAUCAGGGAUCCUAUAUGGCGCUUCUUAGCGCCGGUGUCAACCCCCAGCCACCGCCGACGCAGUGGGCCGUCGAGGAGGUGACCGCGGCGCCUCCCAAUAACGUGACACCUCAAUUCUUGGCUAACUACGCGCCGCCGCCGUCCUACCAUCAUCCCACCUCGUUCGCCGCACUGCCGCUCGGCGGCAGAAUGGAUUACCCACCGUACCUUCAGGCAGGCCCGCCGCCGCAAUGGUCUACGCGAGCGACGCCGGCUCCCUCCCUGCCGCCGCCCAACUUCGCCGUCCUCCUCCCCAGGUCUCUACACGACCAGGACAUGCAUCCGCGCGCCGCCGCGUUCUUCGGCGGCGGCAGCUCGCAGUCGCAUGCGCCGGCACCGGCGGCGGCGAUCGAGCAGCCGGCGAAGGACGGGUACAGCUGGCGCAAGUACGGGCAGAAGCAGCUCAAGGACGCCGAGUCGCCGCGGAGCUACUACAAGUGCACGAGGGACGGCUGCCCCGUCAAGAAGGUCGUGGAGCGCUCCUUCGACGGGUUUAUCACGGAGAUCACCUACAAGGGCCGCCACAACCACCCGCGCCCCCAGGAACGCGGCAGCGCCGGCGCGGCGUGCGGUGGCGACGAUGUCGGGAUCGCCGGCGCCGAGGUGGACGUGCACGAGCCGAGCGACGACGACACGCUUCAUGAGGACGAUGGCGACGGGGGUCGUGACAUGGGCGCCGACGGCGAGGCCGGACAAAGGGUGGUGAAGAAACCCAAGAUCAUCCUACAAACCCCGAGCGAGGUCGAUCUCCUGGACGACGGCUACAGGUGGCGCAAGUACGGGCAGAAAGUAGUCAAGGGCAACCCCCGUCCUAGGAGCUACUACAAGUGCACCGCGGACAAAUGCAACGUGCGCAAGCAGAUCGAGAGGGCGUUGACCGAUCCCAGGUGCGUCCUGACGACAUACACCGGCCGGCACAACCACGACCCACCGGGCCGGGGAGCGCCAGCCGCCGCCGCGGCAGGCGGCUCUUCCGCCGAUCACCCGACGCCUUCGGUCAUGAACUCGACCGGGGGAAGUGGGGCGUUUCAGCAAAUCGGUGGUGCUCGGCAGCUGAAAGAGGAGAGCUAGGCGAGAUGAUGGAUGCUUUUUUGUGGAGUGUGGUUUUGUGCGUGUGAAUAACAGAGGCUGGAGCAUUUAUUCUUUUGGGCAGGUGUUUCUGCCGGCUAAUUGUUGAUCAUAUUUUAGUAGAUUUCAGCUGUUUCAAAGGAGCUGACAUUUCAUUUUUUUUUUUUUGGCUAUUGAUAUUGAUCUGUGCUGCAUGAUAUGUAUAUUCAUUUGUUGUUUUCCUUACAUGUUUAAUGUGAA